Molecule: messenger RNA, 933 nt
Organism: Seminavis robusta
Lineage: Eukaryota; Bacillariophyta; Bacillariophyceae; Naviculales; Naviculaceae
Source: the annotation of a GenBank genome assembly
AUGGAGCCCCAGAAAGCAAUCUACAAGAAAGAAGCAUCGACCAGCGCUGAAAUUUGGAAACAGUUGGACCAAGUGGUAAUUCCCAUUAGAACCAAAGUGGAAGGCAACGAUGAUCAAGAUCCUGUUCGCAUUUUCAGCGAGUUCAAGCCAAAUCUCUACCCUUUGAAUUAUGAAAACGAAAUCAAAAUUCAGACCUAUGUGGAACGGCUGGUGAUGGAUGCCAUUGCGUGCAUGGGCUGCACCAACAAGCUCCAGACCAAUCUGGAGAUUUCAUUCUACGGCGUCACUCCUGACAUUAUCCUUGUCUUCCAUCGACGAAAGAUCAUUUUUGUCAUUGAGGUGAAAUCUCCAAGCGUCGAGGCCUUUGGGCCAUUGCACCUUCAACAAGAUUCGACUUGUGUCUUUGAAACCGAUGGACCAUCAUCGUUUCGAAGAAGCCUUGGGCAUGCUGAAAGAAACUGUGGCAACACCUUGGAACCAGAACAGCAACCGACGAAAGACGAGCAGCAGCACAGCCCCGACCCAGAGAGGAAAAGGGCAUCCGAGAAAAGCUUAAGGUUUGACAAAAAACAACCUGCCACAUCGUUUGAGCCCGAUGCCAAGGAUGGAGUGAAAAUCUUCAAGGCGUUCUUGUAUGGUAGCGUCACGGCAGAGGAGGGCAACGUCUUUCGGAUGUUGUUACUUGGCUUAAUGACUGCGAAAAUCGAGGCAGGCAUCGGUCUGCGGUUUGCGAUGACAGACGAUAAGCUCAAGGUGAAAAAUGAGUUUCCCCAUCCGAACACCAAGAAUUUUUUCUUGCUGGACACAAUUGGCUCCGGAGGAACUGGAGACGUCUCAUUGGCUGUUUCCUUGAACGGGGCCCGUGCGGCAGUCAAGUUUUACCGAUUCAAGCCAUCGGAGCGGCAACCCCAGAUGAACGAGCAAGGACGAUGA